AUGGAGAAGAGUGCACGGAGGCGAUUGGAUUGUAUUUCUCGUCACCUUGUAUUACCACCUCAAGCUAAUCAUGGUCUGCAGCAGGUGCUGUUAUUAAGUAAUGGGCAAGUGAAGAGUGAGGAGGCAGAGCCUGUGGUGCUGUUAUUACUGCUUUCCAACCUCCACAACCACAAGUGCCAUGCUUGA
This is a messenger RNA of Prunus armeniaca (apricot), 186 nucleotides long. NCBI's taxonomy places the organism in Eukaryota, Viridiplantae, Streptophyta, Magnoliopsida, Rosales, Rosaceae. The record is from the annotation of a GenBank genome assembly.